Molecule: messenger RNA, 423 nt
Organism: Perkinsus marinus ATCC 50983
Lineage: Eukaryota; Perkinsozoa; Perkinsida; Perkinsidae
Exons: 2
Coding region: 1-423 (140 amino acids)
Source: RefSeq, a predicted model, not a curated record
AUGGAGGGCAAAUGCAAGCGUGCUCGUCAGGAGAUUAAGCGGUAUGCCCGGCAGGCUAUUGCUCAGUCUGGGUCAGCCUCGCGGCCCGAGGCGUUGUCCGUCGCAGCCCGAGUGCACAACCGGUCACCAAUCUUCCGUGACAAGAUCAGCCCCUAUCAGUUGGUAUUUGGUCAGAUCUCCCAUGACGAUUGGGGCAAUGUGAACGGUCUCCGCCACGAAGAGGGUUUCCAGAAGCUCUGUAAGGACGAUCACAGUGGAUUCCUACUGGAUUUAAAGACCAACAUCGACAGUACCCUGACCAUCUAUCGGGACUCCCGAUCCGGGAGAACAACGUCUACCACCGACUCGGUUAAGAUGAGUAACAAGGCUCGGAUCACCCGACGUUGGCGUCAAGAUUUCAAUAACUUGAGGAUCCAUAUCUGA